Molecule: messenger RNA, 509 nt
Organism: Anastrepha ludens (Mexican fruit fly)
Lineage: Eukaryota; Metazoa; Arthropoda; Insecta; Diptera; Tephritidae
Exons: 2
Coding region: 76-336 (86 amino acids)
Source: RefSeq, a predicted model, not a curated record
CGGGCUCUCAAAAUGUAUUCAGUUUCAAUUUAAAGAUUUUAUAAUUAAACAAGUGAAAAAUUUCACGCUCUAAAAAUGGUCAAAAUUAUGAUAAUCCUCGCUGUGUGUGUUGCGCUGGCAGUGGCACAUCCACAAGGUUACGGAGGCGGUAAAGGCCGUGGUGGUAGCCAAGGUGGUGGCCAUGGCGAACAACAAGGAGGAUUCGGUGGCAGUCUAGGUGGUGGCUACGGUGGCCAACAAGGAGGAUUCGGUGGCAGUCAAGGUGGUGGCUACGGUGGCAGCCAAGGUGGUGGCUACGGUGGCAGCCAAAGUGGUCGCGGCGGUGGACAUUAUUGAAAAAGUUACUCUAGCUAAUGAAUCGAUAAAAUGUCCAACUUGAAUCAAGUUUCGUUGAAAUGUAAAUUUUUUAAAAUAUAAAUACAUAGUUACAUACUUGUAUGUAUGUUUGUAAUUUUAAAGCGUAAAUUCUAUCUGGCAUUUUUAAUUAAAUUGGCUGUAAAUGCGGUUUA